Molecule: messenger RNA, 827 nt
Organism: Brassicogethes aeneus
Lineage: Eukaryota; Metazoa; Arthropoda; Insecta; Coleoptera; Nitidulidae
Source: the annotation of a GenBank genome assembly
AAACAAUGUCUUCCUAAAAUACCUUCCAGUAAAGUUAUGUCAAAAUUCUAUUAUAGAAAUCCAUGUCGUUCAUGUUAAAUUUCAUAUAAAAUGAUAACUAUAAGUCUAUCAUUAUUGUGUACUGUUGUAUUUAGAAGGUUUUUGGAUUCAUAUUCUGGCAGAAUCCCCAAAGUUAUUCCUACAAGCAACUGUAAUGUAACAAGCACAAUGGUUAUCCUAUCUGGGGCUCUCUACUAUUUAUAUUCGCAUCUACGUAAGGGGACAUUGGUGAGAAUCGGAACCAAAAACCACCUCAACUUGCACAAGAUAUCGUCAUCGCAAUGCGGAAUUCAAAAGCGAAAAUCGCAAAAAAAUGUUGGUUGGUUUUUCCGAAACGCGCAUUCUUGCAAGAGCAGGUGCACGGAAGCACUUUACAGGGUUGCCAAGCAAUCCUACGACUCGCUGCUCAAAGCCACUAAAUCAAAAGACGACAACGUUUCAAAUUCGACGUGCUGCAUCAAAGAGGCCACUUCUCAGCCAUCUUGCAACGCCAUUUACGACCACCAGGAUUACCGUGUGAAAGAGCAGGUGGACAGAUCGGUGCAGAACAUCAUAUCGGCCGAUCAGAUGAAAGCAGACGGUAAGAAAAUCAAGAGGAUAUCAUUCAAAUUGGACGAGGACGAAAUCAAGCGAAUCCCGAGCCUACCGAAAUUGAAGAGAAACAAAAAGGUUCGUCAAAAAUCAGUUAAAAUCACUAGGAAAACACGGAGCGGGAGGAUCUAUAGCAUAUAUCUAUAGUUUACCACAUCAAAAUUUAAUUGUUUUAAAGUUGAUUGAAAAUAUACGAA